Molecule: messenger RNA, 2511 nt
Organism: Nannospalax galili (Upper Galilee mountains blind mole rat)
Lineage: Eukaryota; Metazoa; Chordata; Mammalia; Rodentia; Spalacidae
Gene: Rab1a
Product: RAB1A, member RAS oncogene family
Exons: 6
Coding region: 290-907 (205 amino acids)
Molecular function (GO): GTP binding; GTPase activity
Source: RefSeq, a predicted model, not a curated record
UCGCGACUCUGUUUCCCGCCGUGCCGCGCGGCGUGGCCGUCCUCUGGGCCGCGGACAGGCCCCUUGGCCUAGGCUUCCCUAGUUCCUGGUUCGCCGGCGGCCAUUUUGGGUGGAAGCGAUCGCUGAGUGGCGGCUGCGGCUGAUUGUGUUCUAAGGGUCGGAGUGGGGUUGGCGUUUGCUCUACCGGAACAGCCUAGCUUAUUCCUUUCCUUCCAUUACCUGUGGCGCGGAGAGUCGGGGCGGCGGCUGCGGCAGUAAGGGCGGUGGCGGCGGCGGCAGCUGCAGUGACAUGUCCAGCAUGAAUCCAGAAUAUGAUUAUUUAUUCAAGUUACUUCUGAUUGGCGAUUCUGGGGUUGGAAAGUCUUGCCUCCUUCUUAGGUUUGCAGAUGAUACAUAUACAGAAAGCUACAUCAGCACAAUUGGUGUGGAUUUCAAAAUAAGAACUAUAGAGUUAGAUGGAAAAACAAUCAAGCUUCAAAUAUGGGAUACGGCAGGCCAAGAAAGAUUUCGAACAAUCACCUCCAGUUAUUACAGAGGAGCCCAUGGCAUCAUAGUUGUGUAUGAUGUGACAGAUCAGGAGUCCUUCAAUAAUGUUAAACAGUGGCUGCAGGAAAUAGAUCGCUAUGCCAGUGAAAAUGUCAACAAGUUGUUGGUAGGGAACAAAUGUGAUCUGACCACAAAGAAAGUAGUAGACUACACAACAGCAAAGGAAUUUGCAGAUUCCCUUGGAAUUCCAUUUUUGGAAACCAGUGCUAAGAAUGCAACGAAUGUAGAACAGUCUUUCAUGACGAUGGCAGCUGAGAUUAAAAAGCGAAUGGGCCCUGGAGCAACAGCUGGUGGUGCAGAGAAGUCCAACGUUAAAAUUCAGAGCACUCCAGUCAAGCAGUCAGGUGGAGGCUGCUGCUAAAAUUUGCCUCCAUCCUUUUCUCACAGCAAUGAAUUCGCAAUCUGAACCCAAGUGAAAAAACAAAUUGCCUGAAUUGUACUGUAUGUAGCUGCACUACAACAGAUUCUUACAGUUUCCACAAAGGUCAGACAUUGUAAAUGGUCAAUACUGACUUUUUUUUAUUCCCUUGACUCAAGACAGCUAACUUCAUUUUCAGAACUGUUUUAAACCUUUGUGUGCUGGUUUAUAAAAUAACGUGUGUAAUCCUUGUUGCUUUCUGAUACCAGGAUGUUUGGUUGGUCAGAAUAUAUUUUGUUUCGAUGUUUAUAUUGGCAUGUUUAGAUGUUGGGUUUAGUCUUCUGAAGAUGAAGUUCAGCCAUUUUGUAUCAAACAGCACAACCAGUGUCUGUCGGUUUCCAUGCAUAAAGUUUAGUGAGAUGUUACAUGUAAGAUCUGAUUUGCUAGUUCUUCCCUGUAGACUUAUAAAUGGAAAGAUUACACUAUCUGAUUAAUAGUUUUCUUCAUACUCUGCAUAUAAUUUGUGGCUGCAGAAUAUUGUAAUUUGUUGCACACUAUGUAACAAAACAACUGAAGAUAUGUUUAAUAAAUAUUGUACUUAUUGGAAGUAAUAUCAAACUGUAUGGUGAUAAGUAUUGUUUUAAUUCUUACGGUUAAAGGGAAAUAGAGCUUUGCAUUAUACUCAAAACAGCCAUUUGUAUGUACAACCAGGGCAUAGACUUCUCUUAUAGCGCAGCAUCCAGUAUUUGCUUUCUAGAUAAUAGACCUGACAAAUGACCUAGAGAAGCUUCUGUGCUGUGUAGAGACUUAACCAGCUUUACUGGUUUAAGGAGCCCAAAUUGUAUGGACUAACAAGUUUAGAAUGUAUGCUGCCUAGCGCUUCAUCUCCAAUCCUUCUAAACCAUUUGAAGUGGCUUCACUGGUAACACUUUUUAAAGUCAUCUGUGGUAGAGGUGGAAAGCAGCACAUCCUUCCUACCCAGCAGUGAUCAGGUAAGGUGUGCUGAUGUUUCUUCCAUGCAGAUGUCACCCCCCCCCGCCCCCUGUUUUUUUUUUUUUUUUGAGACAGUAUCUCAAGUACCCCAAGGUGGCCUCAAACUCACUAUGUAGCCGAGAACUCCUGAUCGCCUGCCUCCACCUCUAGAUAUCAAACUUUUUUAUUCUUUAUAGUUGUAUAACUCACAUUGGAGGAGUUUAAGCAUUAGAGUAGAAAGCAGGAAAUGUUGAUUGCCCUAAUUAUAGAAAUUAUAUCCCUAAAAAUUAACUGAAAACAUGAAUGCUAGAUGGGAAUGAUGAGAGAAAUAAUAUAUUUCGGUGAAAUUUUUGCAUGUGUGGAAAUUUUGUUAAAUAGGACCUUUGAGAUCCUAGACUUUGCUUUUGUCUUACUGUGGGAAAUGAAGUCUCUAGCAGACACUAGCAUUUUAAGAUGACAGAGGUCAAAGAUUGUUUCCUUUGGUUUAAGUAGCAGCCAGAUAUUCUUCACAUGGGGCCUAGGAUGUGGCUGUUGGCAACACAUUACGGGAUCUUUAAUGGUAAAAAAACUAUUAAACUAAAAAUAAGCCAAAAAAUUAUAGGUUUCUUUAUUUUUCACUAAACAGACAAUUGAAA